CCGACUGCGAUAGACAGUGCAGAGGAAGAAAAUUAUUUUAUUCGUGAAGUUCAACAAUUACGCUGUGCAUAAAAGUGUUAAAAAACAUAUAUAAAAAACCGAAUUGUGAAAAGUGAUUGAAAAAUUAAACAAGAAGAAAGUGUAAACUAAGUGAAAAACAUUUUAUUUCCACUCAUAAAACGCAUAUAAAUCAAGAAAACAGCUGUAAAGUAGUAUUGCGCAGUUCUGAUUGACGUUUUAUAUGUCCAAAACGCGUGCAAGCCUUAAGGCCGUGCAACUAAAGCACGAAUCAACGGAAGAAGAGGAGGACGAGGAGGACCAGCAGCAGCAGCAGCGCCCACGUCGCAACAUGCAUACGGUUGGAGAAACAGGCAGCGGAGUGCCAGCCUUUUUGGCCAAACUCUGGCGUCUGGUUGAGGAUAGCGAUACAAAUAAUUUAAUUUGUUGGAGCAAGGAUGGACGCAGUUUCAUUAUUAGAAAUCAGGCCCAAUUCGCUCGUGAGUUGCUGCCAUUGAACUACAAGCAUAACAACAUGGCUAGCUUCAUACGUCAAUUGAAUAUGUAUGGCUUUCAUAAGAUCACCUCGAUUGAGAAUGGCGGACUGCGUUUCGAUCGGGAUGAGAUUGAGUUUUCGCAUCCGUGCUUCAAGCGCAAUUAUCCCUAUCUGCUGGACCACAUCAAGCGCAAGAUAUCCAAUACCAAGACCGUGGAUGAGAAGAGCGUGCUGAAGCAGGAGACUGUGUCGAAAGUGCUAAGCGAUGUGAAGGCUAUGCGAGGCCGUCAGGAUAACUUGGACUCGCGUUUCUCGGUGAUGAAACAGGAGAACGAAGCUCUCUGGCGCGAAAUAGCCUCGCUACGCCAGAAGCAUGCCAAGCAGCAGCAGAUCGUCAAUAAGCUGAUACAGUUUCUGAUCUCGAUAGUACAGCCAUCGCGUAACAUGUCCGGUGUGAAGCGUCACAUGCAGCUGAUGAUCAACGAUACACCGGAGAAUGCUCGCAAGCGUAACGCGAGCGAGUCGGAGAGCGAAGGCGGCGGCCCCGUUAUCCACGAGUUGGGCGAGGAGCUGCUUGGCGAGGUCAUGAACCCGAACAGUCCCUAUUCCAAGCAGUAUGAAGGAGAGAGCGUCUCACCGCAAGCUAUGGAGCGGCCUCGCUCUAAUGCUAGCAUUGCCAGCUCUCAAAAUUAUGACUACUCGAAUCAGAGCGCCGAAGAUUUUAUUACCGCUCAGCUAUUGAAUAGCGGUGACGGUACAACCAACGUCCCCUGCUCUCCGGGUGGCCAACAAGUGCUCUACACCGUCACAGAGGCACCCGAAACUCAUGUGCAGGAGCAACAAUUUCAGCCCAGUCCCAAUAGUCUCUACAAUAGCGAUGAGCAGUUAAAUGUGCUCACCACGCCCAUGGUGCGGGAGCAAGAGGCGCGCAAGCGUCAGCAGCUUAAGGAGAAGAACAAACUGCGCCGUAAUUUAGAUAUGCUGGGCCAGGUUGAUUUGGAUAUGUCUCCAAAAUCCUCACGCACACGUAAUGGGCAAAACGAGUCACAGGUGAAUAUGCCCCAAGCGGUGCUGGUCAAGACAGAGCCGGAGGCAAGGGGUGUGGCUGCGAGUAUGCCUUCCUUGCUAGAACCUGAUUCGAAUGAUGCGGAUCUCUACAAUGUGAACUUUAUUAGCAACGAUAUGCCAACAAAUAUAUUUGAGGAUGACUCCUUGAUGUCCUCCGCUGGCAUGGAUGAGCAAUCUGCCAAACUGGAUCAACAACAACAGUUUGGGCGUAAUACUGUAAAUAGUGGAAAGUUUGCCGAUAUGCCGAUCACCUUUGACCUGACCAACAGUAGCCCUGAUAAUCCUUUGGUAGCUGAUGCCAAUUUGGCCUCGACUUCAAAAGCGGCCGCAGCUGCCAAGGACAAUAAUAAUGACCAACAAGACCAACAACAGUUGCAACCGCAUCAAGCAAUGGCAGUUACCAAGUACACUGGCGAUAAUGGUAACGAUUCUCGAAUACCUGCAGUGGAGGAAGUCUCCGGUCACUUGGAUAGCCUACAAGAUGAGCUUGAAACCCUGAAAGAUCUACUGCGCGGCGAGGGUGUUUCCAUUGAUCAGAAUAUGCUAAAGGGCUCUGCGCCGAAAGGUGUUGCUGCCAGGAAUCCCGCAUUGCAGCUGUCCGACGAGGAGCUGCUACUGAAGGUCUCUGCGCUUUUCAAUGACUCAGAUGUGAUGGAUAACUAUGGCCUGUCCUUUUUGAAUGACAACAUGACUUGUGACAAGAAAGCGAAUAGCGGCUCUGAGCUAAUGGCAUAUCAGCCCAAUAUGUAUGAUCUCUCUGACAUUUUGGACACAGAUGAUACCAACAAACCGGGGCAGGAUGCAACCAAUGGACGUGAACUGCUGACUCAGAGCUCUGUCCUGAAUACACCGCGCCACGAUUCGUAGAUAGCUCUAGAUAAUAAGACUUAGUCAUAGCAGCAGCUCAAACA
Drosophila navojoa is the source of this 2472-nucleotide messenger RNA. It is a transcript of the gene Hsf, whose product is annotated as Heat shock factor. The record is from RefSeq and is a predicted model, not a curated record. Gene Ontology annotation, biological process: regulation of DNA-templated transcription. Gene Ontology annotation, molecular function: sequence-specific DNA binding; DNA-binding transcription factor activity. NCBI's taxonomy places the organism in Eukaryota, Metazoa, Arthropoda, Insecta, Diptera, Drosophilidae.